AUGGCAGCGCCGUCGUCGAGACCGAGAGACGUAUACGUCACUGGCUUCGGCAAGUUUGGCGACAUUCUGGAGAACCCGACGACGGCAUUGGCGAAAAGGCUCGGCGAGCACCCGCGCGUGACUGAGACGCACGUCCUCGAAGUCUCUUGCGCCGGCUGCAACGAGACGCUGGCCGACAUUUACGCCAGAGCAGAGGAGCGUGGCCGCCCCUCUGUCUUCCUGCACUUUGGCGUAAGCGCCGCGGCACGCACUCUCUUGCUGGAGCAAGUGGGCUACAACGUGGCGGACUUCCGCAUCCCUGACGAGCGGGGCCACGUCGCCACGAACGAAGUGAUCCACGAGGGCGAGGCAGCUGACCUGACGACCACCGUGCGUCUUGACGAGCUGUUGGCGGUGCUGCAGAACGUGGACCCGCGGGUCGCUCUUUCCACGGACCCGGGGCGCUACGUCUGCAACUACGUCUACUACCGGUCGCUCGUGUGGGCCAACCGCCAGGCGAGCAAGAACCACGCGAACCCCCUCGUUCUAUUCGUGCACGUGCCAGCGCUCCAGCGCGUAUGCCUCGACGAUCAGCUCGCACUCGCUUCGACGAUCGUGGACUUUGUAGCGCACGCGGGAUAA
Hyaloperonospora brassicae is the source of this 621-nucleotide messenger RNA. Lineage: Eukaryota; Oomycota; Peronosporomycetes; Peronosporales; Peronosporaceae. The record is from the annotation of a GenBank genome assembly.